UCGGAGAAUGAUGAAUGCACCCCUAUUCUAGGUAAUAAACAAUGAACUCUUUAUUGGACUCGAUCCUUUUAUUUUCAUGGCGUCAUCGACGUUCAUCCCCCAUAUUGCAACUUCGAAAUGAACUAAAUAGCUAAAGAUCCUACAAAACGAAGAGGAACAUAGAUUUGAAGUUGUUUUGGGGUCUUCUGCUGCUGAAGAUUUCAAUGGUUGAAGCGAGAUUUUAGACAGAGGGGGGGUUUGUUGGAGGUCAAGAAGAAAAUAUUGCAAGCUAAACUUGAAGGCAGAACAAUAUUUGAAGGUAAAAGCUUUAUGCAAAAUAUGGUGGAUGCUACCAAUGGAUUUGACGAUUCGGAUGAGCCCUCUCUCAAGGUUGAAGUAACGGAUGAUACCGAACUGAUCUAAAUCUUUAUAUUUUUCGACUGUGUUUUGUAUUAAUAAUUCAGGGUUGUUGGCAAGGUUCUUCUCGAACUCAAUUGUUGCCAUCAAGUAAAUCUAUUUUCCUUUAAUUUUUGGCUUAUGAUAUAACCUGUGUUCAUCAUUACUAAUGCAGGGUGUUCGCUAUAUAAUGCAGGGAGGAGUCUGAGGGCAUCAUGGGGAAAAUAAAGUGUGGAACUAUUCAUUCGAGCUUCUCUACGAUCUCUUAGUGGUGGUUUUGUCGGAUUGUGGUUAUGAUGUUUUGUCAAAAUUGCAUUUCAUUCUUCUAUGCUUUCUCUCUCUGCAUAGGGUUCAUGUGUUAGAUACCUUGGAUGCAAGUUUAGGAUAUGAAAACUGAAAUGUGUAGGAUAAAUACAUAACUCUGAUAACAUGGAGGAAUUCCUCCAAGCAUGGCGAAUAUAGGUGCAUUGUUAAGUGAAACUAUAAGUCUGACUAGAUUUUCUUACUUAACAUGCAUUGGUUGGCUAUCAGUCCAUAGAUCAUACAAUGUAGGAUUUUAGCAUACUUAUAUAUGCAAGUCAAAAGCCAUAGCGAAAGAGAGCAAUCAUUUCCUAUCUCAAUAACUCUUAUGUUCCUUUCUAGGUAUUAUGUGAUGUCUGUGAAUGGAUGUUCUAUGAGACUUUGAUCUUAGUUUGUAAUCCGAGGAUACUUUUAUUCCUACCACUUUGAAUAACUUCUAAGUUCUAACUCAGUCAGCCACUUCAUAUUAAAAUUUGUUUGGCACAUUGUGACCGUAUUCUAUAAUAGCUUAUUCUUUUGUAUCUAAGUAAGAAUUGUACAUGUUUUAUGGUAGGAGGGACAUGGUGGUGACGAUCCUAAACAUAGCACUGCCUAUAUGAUAGCUUUUGUGAGUUUUCAGUUUUCACAAACACGUCUAUGAAAAAGUUUCUACUCUCCAAUGUAGUCAUCACUUACAGAGUCUUGCUUUCUGUUUCACUGUAGGUGCAAAUUUGCUUCAUCAGAUGGUUGGUAUUGCAAUGCCAAGGCUUUUGACACUAUUUGGAACUGCCUUCUUUCACGACUUGGGUGAUAUUUUGUACUUAAUUUUGAAUAGGCAAAAUACACUUGUAUAGCCAAAACUUUCGCGCUUGUGCGAAUAAUAGCCAAAUUUGGAGAAAUACCACUUAUAGCCAGCUUUAAACUUAUUGUAGGACAAAUAUAGUCAUUUCCGUCAGAUACUUUAACGGUGUUAUUAACACUGUCUACUUAUUUGACGGAUCGCUGACUAGGCGCCAACUCAGCGAACAUGUCAGCACCAAAUAAGCAAACAAUGACACAUCAUAUUUUUUAAUAAUUUAAUAAUUACAUAUAUAAAUUAAAUAAAACUAUUUAACUUCUCCAUGUGAAAAAGGUUACCUUCUUAGUUCUUACUUCUUACUAUAAUCAGUUAUAUAAAAAAACAAAAAACCAAAAAAAUGUUGUCUCUCUUCCACCAUUAAAAAAUCCUCCCUCUUCUCAGAGAAUCGAAGAAAAAAGAACUCUGCGCAGCCACCAUGUUCACCGGCGUCAACCCAAUCAACCGAUUUUACUUCCACUCCUUGUACACCCUCCUAUUUCUCGCUCUGUCUUGCUCCGCGGCAAACCAAAUCACCAGAGGCCAGUCGCUGAGAGACGGCGACACUCUAAUCUCCGGCGGCUACAAGUUUGAAUUUGGUUUUUUUGGCCCGGAGAUUUCCACCUUCCGGUACCUGGGAAUCUGGUACCACGACGCCGAGGAUGCGGAUUUGUUAAUCUGGGUCACGAACCGGGAUGCAGAUCUGGUCCAGCAACACGACGGUGAGGGUUGAGUCAAACGGAUCUGGCCCAGCAUGAGGACGCUGACGAAUUUCCAGUACGGGUUCAAGUUGACCCGAGAAGACGACGGGCGAUUGUACUUCACGACUCACGUACAACCCGGCCAACGCCUCCGCUCUCUUGCGGUUCCGAAUCGGGUGGGAUGGGAUCGAGGAGCUGCUCUGAUGGAACGAGAUUCGGAGAUUCUGGGACGUGUUGCAGAGGCAGCUGGAGAACGAGUGCGAGAAUUACAAUCGGCCGAUGGUGAUAUUGCAGCAGGUAGCGGGUGGGAGCUUUAGAUCUGCGAUGGGGGAUUGGGUUUUGCGAUUGGGGGAUUAGGUCUCGAUGGAAUUGGGAUGAGGGAAAGUAAGGUCGACGAUGGUCAAGCUUCACCGGCGGUAGAGGAAGAUCGGAGCAGAUGUGAUGGAGGGAGAACCAAAUCUAAGGACGAAGUAGCUAUAGAGACAGACGGAGGCGGUGGGAAAGUUGUGGAGCGGGGUGGUUCAUAUCCAUUUUAUUUUGUUUUAAAAUUUUUCCCUUGUUUUUUCAGUUAAUUAUAAAAUAAGGAUAUUUCCAACUCAGCAAAGUCAAGCAUAAAAGGUGUCACGGCAC
Molecule: messenger RNA, 2820 nt
Organism: Linum trigynum
Lineage: Eukaryota; Viridiplantae; Streptophyta; Magnoliopsida; Malpighiales; Linaceae
Source: the annotation of a GenBank genome assembly